Messenger RNA from Cajanus cajan (pigeon pea), 2571 nucleotides. RefSeq names its product 3-hydroxy-3-methylglutaryl-coenzyme A reductase 1. The record is from RefSeq and is a predicted model, not a curated record. Gene Ontology annotation, cellular component: peroxisomal membrane; endoplasmic reticulum membrane. Lineage: Eukaryota; Viridiplantae; Streptophyta; Magnoliopsida; Fabales; Fabaceae. Gene Ontology annotation, biological process: sterol biosynthetic process; coenzyme A metabolic process; isoprenoid biosynthetic process. Gene Ontology annotation, molecular function: hydroxymethylglutaryl-CoA reductase (NADPH) activity; protein binding.
GUGGCACGCUGUCCGCGUGGGCAACGGUGCAGCGCGGCAAGCUCUCUCUUUCUAUAAAAAACCUUCUAAACUCUCGCCCUGCCUUUCAACUCCAAUUCCAACGGUUAUCGUUAUCAGUUCGUUUCUCCCCCUUUUCUCUCCCUCUGACACCUUCUGGGUUUUCCAUUUUCCCUCAUUUCCCGCACCCGCAUUAUCUCAUCUCCUCGGAAAAUGGACGUUCGCCGGCGACCCCUCCCCUCCUCCGGCGACCGACUCAAAACCCAGAAGCUCAAGAACACCGAAUCCCAAUCACUCUUCCCUCUCUACCUCACCAACGCCCUCUUCUUCACGCUCUUUUUCUCCGUCGCCUACUUCCUCCUCCACCGCUGGCGCGAUAAGAUCCGCACCUCCAUCCCCCUCCACGUCGUCACCCCGGCCGAGAUUGCCGCCAUCGUCUCCCUCAUCGCCUCCGCCGUCUACCUCCUUGGCUUCUUCGGCGUCGCCUCCCGCGCCUCCCUCGACGAGCUCUCCGACGAUGAAAUCAUCCUCAAAGAAGACUCCCGCGCCCCGGGCCCCUGUCCCGCGGCGCUCGUCGAGUCUUCACCGGCAAAGGCAAAACAAUUUCCUCUGCAGUCAUGUGUCGACAGUCUAAAUGUGACAGAAAAAACUAAAAUUUCUCUGUCGCAUAAGACUCUCGAUAGAGUUGCAGAGGAAAAAGAAGUUCCUCUGCGGCAUAAAACUGUCGACAGUCUGGCGACAAAGGAGUUGUCAAUUCCUUUGCCGCUAAAAACUGCUGACGUGGCAGGGCCGAUUUCGUUGUCCCAUGAGGACGAGGAAACCGUACAGGCGGUGCUGUCGGGGUCGGUUCCGUCGUACUCGCUGGAGUCGCGGCUGGGGGAUUGCCGGCGGGCGGCGGCGAUUCGGCACGAGGCGGUGCAGAGGCUGACGGGGCGGUCGCUGGAGGGUUUGCCGGUGGCGGGGUUCGACUACGAGUCGAUAUUGGGGCAGUGCUGCGAGAUGCCGAUAGGGUUUGUGCAGAUUCCGGUGGGGGUGGCGGGGCCGUUGUUGUUGGACGGGGAGGAAUACACUGUGCCUAUGGCCACCACCGAAGGGUGUCUCGUUGCGAGCACCAACAGAGGGUGCAAGGCUAUUCACGUUUCCGGUGGAGCUUCCUCUGCGUUGCUUAGGGAUGGCAUGACCAGAGCACCCGUUGUUCGGUUUCCCUCUGCUCAGCGUGCCGCGCAGUUGAAGUUCUUCUUGGAGGAUCCUCUCAACUUCGAUUCGCUCGCUGUCGUUUUCAAUAAGUCAAGCAGAUUUGCCAGGUUACAGAGUAUUCAGUGUGCUAUUGCGGGCAAGAAUUUGUACAUGAGAUUCCGUUGCAGCACUGGCGAUGCCAUGGGGAUGAACAUGGUGUCAAAAGGUGUUCAAAAUGUCCUUGAUUUUCUUCAGAGUGACUUCCCCGACAUGGAUGUUAUUGGAAUCUCUGGAAAUUUCUGUUCAGACAAGAAAGCUGCAGCUGUGAACUGGAUUGAAGGGCGUGGCAAGUCAGUGGUGUGUGAGGCUGUAAUCAAGGAAGAUGUGGUUAAGAAGGUAUUGAAGACUAGCGUGGAGGCCCUAGUCGAGCUUAACAUGCUUAAAAACCUUACAGGCUCAGCCAUCGCAGGUGCUCUUGGUGGGUUCAAUGCUCAUGCUAGCAAUAUCGUGUCUGCUAUCUAUAUUGCCACUGGUCAGGAUCCUGCUCAGAAUGUGGAGAGUUCUCACUGCAUCACCAUGAUGGAAGCUGUCAAUGAUGGCAAGGAUCUUCAUAUUUCUGUGACCAUGCCCUCAGUUGAGGUUGGUACUGUUGGAGGGGGCACACAACUCGCAUCUCAGUCUGCGUGUCUUAAUUUACUUGGUGUCAAGGGUGCCAAUAAAGAGUCUCCAGGUGCAAAUUCUAGGUUACUGGCCACCAUUAUAGCCGGUUCUGUCCUUGCCGGAGAGCUGUCACUCAUGUCUGCAAUUGCAGCUGGACAACUUGUUAAGAGUCACAUGAAAUACAACAGAUCUAGCAGGGAUAUCUCUAAAGUUGCCUCGUGAGCUGGUGCAAUUAACUUGUAUUGGAGACUAAUAAGCAAAACCAUCGAAUAACGACAAAAAUGACAAAAAAAGGUAUAUUCGAGUUUCUGAUGGAGUAUUUAAUUGAUGGUGGGAGGAGUGAAGAUAAUCAUAAUCUGAUGGUUUGGCAUCUUCCAUGAGUAAAUCCAGCUCUUGAAAAGCAUGUGGUUGGUUGGCAUUUAUUGAAUAUCUGCUCCGUGCGAGGCGUUUUCUUUUGUGUGGAUUGUUGUACAGAGGGACUUGAAUUAGAGGGUGGAAGAAGGAAAGAGCCACACUCUUGGGAUUGGAGUUUUAUUUUAAUUUUUGUUCAACAAGAAAUGCAUGUGUUGUUUAUUCUCUUGUUUAAAGCUGAUGCUUUAAUGACGUGGAAUUUUAGUUGUAGUUUUAUGUGUUGUAAUCUCCAUCUUGGUAAUUUGUAAUUCUAGCAAGAGAAGAACAGAGAUAUCUCCAAAUGUGAUGUAGAGUUGUUAAUAAAAUAGUCUCUGGUUGGUCAGCAUU